AUGAGCGAAGACGCGAGCAAACGCACCAAGCCCGACUCCCAGGGCGACUGCGAGUCCCCCCUCCAAAAGAAGAUCAAGAAGGAGCAUUACAACUAUGAGAAUCACUCCAAGGGGUUCCUGAUUGGCAAGGCAACCUACGCGCAGCAGUACUGCGAAAUUUACAGCUCGAGGACGAAGACGAUGAAGGGGUUGCUGGUGAGGACAGUGGAACGACUAGGCCAAGGGAGCGGAUGGGCGAAUGGUCACGUAAGCGGCGAGCUAAACGGUCAGGUAAAUGGUCACGUAAAUGGCCACCUGAAUGGCCAGCUAAACGGCCAGCUAAACGGUCAGCUAAACGGUCAGAUCAAGAGAGAGCUGGGGGACGAAGUUAAGGGAGAAGGUGGCCAAGAGUACCAACUGCUGCACUACCUAAAGGAGAUUAAGACGGACGAAAAAUGCUACUGCAUAGGCACGCUGUUCAAAAAAAUGGAGCUGCGGCCCUCCAUCCUAAACGAAUACAUCAGUGAAAUCAGCGAGGCGGAACACAUCGUGAUGAACUUCUCGCAUAACGAAGAUCUCUUAUUUCUGGAGGACGAAACGGCAAGGUUAAAGUUGGAAGGAAAUAUAAACAGCGAUCAUUAUGUGACGGGGCUUACAGUCAUUAUAAAAGGGACGGGCAUGAGCAAUGGCUCCCUAUAUGUGGACGAGGUCAUUUAUGCCUAUGUGCCAAAGUUAGAAGUUCCUAGGUGUAUUAGCGAUGACGAUAAAUAUGUCCUGUUCGUCUCGGGGCUGUACAUAAGUGACCGAAGCGAAAAAAGACAUAACAUCUCCUUAUUGAAGAAUUUCAUUUUGGGAUUACAUGGAGAUAAACACUUAUCCGAGAAGCUAAUCAGAGUAGUCCUUGUUGGUAACUGUCUUCGCAAUGUUGAUAGCGAUGAGGAAGACAUGAAUGCCAUCGACACGUUCCUUUCUUCUCUCUGUCCAGCUGUGUAUGUCGAUUUAAUGCCUGGUGAGAAGGACCCCAGUGAUGCCAUUCUGCCGCAACAACCUUUUCCUAGCUUAUUUUUUAAGACUGCCAGAAGUAACACCUCCUUUCAGUGCGUCACUAACCCGUAUCUUUUCUCCAUCGACAAUGUAAACAUAUGUUGUAUGUCCGGUGAAUCUGUUACCAAUAUAGUGUCUUACUCAAAAAAUGGUCCAGUGGAUGCUCUCAAAAUGAUUGCGAAGAGUCGUAUUUUAUCUCCUACUUGUCCAGACACUCUGGGGUGCUAUCCGUUCCUAGAGAAGGACCCCUUUUGUUUACUGGACGAUGAGAAGUACCCCCACAUUUUUGUUAAUGGGAAUUGCGAGGAGCUCGAGGUGCAGCAUAUACACGGCGAGAAGACGCUUCCCCUGCUGGUGUGCCUGCCGAGCUUCGACAUCACCCCCAAGGCGCUGCUCGUCAACAUCAGGAAUAUGCAGCACGUAACGUUGACCUUUGAGGUGGCGAAGUAG
Messenger RNA from Plasmodium inui San Antonio 1, 1473 nucleotides. Its product is annotated as DNA polymerase delta subunit 2. Gene Ontology annotation, cellular component: delta DNA polymerase complex. The record is from RefSeq and is a predicted model, not a curated record. NCBI's taxonomy places the organism in Eukaryota, Apicomplexa, Aconoidasida, Haemosporida, Plasmodiidae. Bases 1 to 1473 code for a protein of 490 amino acids. Gene Ontology annotation, biological process: DNA strand elongation involved in DNA replication; DNA replication. Gene Ontology annotation, molecular function: DNA binding. The transcript has a single exon.